AUGUUUUUAAGUGAGGUGUUGGGUGAGCAAUGUUUGCAAUCGUCCUUAAUACUUCCACCGGAAGAAAAGUUAGAUGUUGUUGAGACUUUCAAGAAAACUGGAGUCACAGAUGACUACUUACCAGUACCUCCGAGUGGAAAUUUAGAGCUUAUAUUAUCUUCAAAGCAAGUACCAUUAGGAGGCAUAAUUUCUCCCACUCUGUCAUAUAACUUCACUUUACCGAUAUUUCACUACUCAGGCGUCAAAAAGGGCGAGCUCUACACUAUUUUCAUGUUAGAUAUUGAUUGGCCAUCAAGAGACAACCCUAGAGAAAGAUCAUUUAUAAAUGGUAUAGUAGUUAACAAUCCCUCUGACAAUUUGUUAGGCGGUGAUUUGGUUGUUGCCUUUACUCCAGCAGUACCUGAAGUGAAUUCGGGGUAUCAUCGUUAUGUAGCGUUACUGUAUAAACAAAAUGACGUCAUUGAUGCUGACACUAUGGAUAUGUUGAAGUUGGCUCGAAUUAAGUAUCGAUUUUCUGCAGUUGACUUUGCAAGUAAAUACAACCUCGGAAAUCCGCUUGCUGGAACCAUGUUUUUCGCACGUUACGUCAGCUGUCCCUAA
Molecule: messenger RNA, 600 nt
Organism: Leptosia nina
Lineage: Eukaryota; Metazoa; Arthropoda; Insecta; Lepidoptera; Pieridae
Source: the annotation of a GenBank genome assembly